AUGGACAAUCCCCAGUACACGCUUGAUACGCCUGAUGAAUUGACCUUUGAGAGGGCCUUUUACAUUGGUUCAUACCUCACGGCGAUACUCUAUGGCAUGCACGUUUCGAUAUUUUUCUUGACCAACUACUUUUUUCUUGCCUCUCCCAACUGGCGCAAGGAGUCGGCGUUCUACAUCGCCUACGGGACGGUUAUGCUGCUUCUCUGGACUAUAGCACAUAGCUGCAAUGCUAUCUUCGGGCAAUAUGUUUGGAUCGACCACCGUGAUGUGGUUGGAGGACCGGCUGAAUAUCUUGGAGAGAACAUGACGGCUUGGUAUAACACUCUUGGAACUGUCGCUGGAAUUUGCAUGAACUUCAUGGCGGACGGCCUUCUGCUCUACCGUUGCUUCGUCAUCUGGGGUUCGUCAUACAUCAUCAUUGCCUUUCCUGUCGUCGUCUACUUCAGCGCAAUGUCAAUGGCGAUCUUGCUCAUAUACCAGAGCGCAAUUCCCGCUGGCACCGGCUUCUUUUCUGGCAGUUCCAUCUCGUUCGGAUUGCCUUAUACUGUCCUUACAGUCGGCCUGAACGUCAUCACGACCAUUGCUAUCUGCGUGCGCUUGCUGUUUGUUCGCCGUAAAGUUCGCGCUAUAUUGGGCGAACAGCACUGUCAGACUUAUACGGGUGUCGUCGCUUGCUUACUUGAAUCUGCUUUGCCAUUCACCACGCUCGGAAUCAUUUACGCUAUUGCUUAUGGUCGUAAUUCGCCUUAUGCCUUCGCACUCCUCCAGGUCUGGGCCGAUUUUUGUGCCAUCAGCCCCCAACUCAUCAUCCUCCGUGUCGCACUGGGGAAGGCAUGGUCCAAACAAACUGUCGCUACAGUCUCCGUUCUUGUGUUCGACCAUCGCCGUGCUGUCGUUGAUACAGAAAAGGCGCAGUACCGCCACGACACUGAAUUGGACAUUGGCUUACCUCAAGAGCUGAGUCGUACGACUGACCUCACGUCCUCCGCGACCAAUUCGACGUCGAGUACCAAGGAUCUUGCACGUGGAAUUGCUAUAUAA
Molecule: messenger RNA, 1041 nt
Organism: Mycena indigotica
Lineage: Eukaryota; Fungi; Basidiomycota; Agaricomycetes; Agaricales; Mycenaceae
Exons: 8
Coding region: 1-1041 (346 amino acids)
Source: RefSeq, a predicted model, not a curated record